CAUCCUACUUAACGGCGCGCGAGGCGGCGCAGCGUCUCGAGCUCGAGCCGUCGGGGCGUCGGACGCGAGGAGGAGGAGAGCAUGUAUGGAGCGCAGGGGGGUCUGAACAUCCACCUGGGACGUACGCAGCCCGCGCCGGCGCCGCGCCUCCGUCCUUGAUGGGAAACCACCUGGACCGGAUCACCCACCUGAGCUACAGCGAGCUGCCCACCGGAGACCCCUCGGGGGUGGAGAAGGACGAGCUGCGCGUCGGAGUCGCCUACUUCUUCUCGGACGAGGAGGAGGAGCUGGACGAGCGCCCCCCGUCGGACCCUUACGCGGAGCAGAGCCCCCCCCAGGAGGGGGGUCCCGUGCUGCCCGACGAGCUGCAGUACUCGGCCUUCUGCCGCCACGAGUGCAUCUUCUCGAAGCUGCGCGAGAACCAGGACCUGCACGUGUACCCGGCGCGCGCGCUGCUGGCCGCGUGCCGCCCCGGCGACCUGCUCGAGCUCGUGGCCUUAGACGAGCCCCCGCACUGGGCGGUGUACGAGCGCGACGGCCAGGUGAUCCACCUGUACGAGGGGGAGAUCCGCAGGGACGGGCUGCUGGAGGUGAGCGAGGGGCGCAUGGGCCGCGUGGCCAACGGCCGCUACCGGUACCGCGCGCUGCCGCCGGACCUGGUGGUGCAGAACGCGCGCGGCCACCUGGGGCUGCGCGCCCCCGACGUGUGCUGGACCAACUCGGAGAGCUUCGCCGCGUGGUGCCGCUUCGGCAAGCGGGAGUUCAAGGCGGGGGCGGAGGCGCGCGCGCCGGGCCAGCGCUACUUUCUCAAGGUGCACCUGUCCGCGAGCGACGUGCACACGCUCGUGUUCCACAGCCUCGAGGAGCUGAUCCGCGAGCGGCGCAAGGUGGACGCCAGCGGCAUCCUCAAGGAGCUGUCCCUGGUCGGCGGGAAGGAGUGACACCCCCACCCCCCCAACACACACACACACACAAACUCCCCCCAAACACGCGCGCGCACACACACACACACGACUAACGAACGAAAGGAGUGGGAAUGCGGAUUUGCGGGGGCGCGCACGCCUCGAGUCGGGGCGGAUCUUCGGUUCCUUCGGGUUCUUUUUUUUCCUUCCUUUUUGCUCCUGGAAGAUUUAUAAAAAUAAGACAUGAUUUGCUGAGCAUGGCGGUCGGGGACACCCCCACGACCCCCACCUCCGGACUUCUGCUCGCAACCUGGGGGAGGGUCCCCUGCCCCCCCCCCACCCCGCCCCCUCCCCUCUGUGCGCUCUGUCCUCUCGGUGUCUCCUGCUUUCUCUGAGUCCCUCAUUUAUUUACAGUGAUUUACUGUGAUUUACGGCACCACUGCUGCGUUCAGAGUCUGUUUUACCGGAUCAAACGGACCUCCCUCCCCC
Messenger RNA from Scleropages formosus (Asian bonytongue), 1391 nucleotides. It is a transcript of the gene lratd1, whose product is annotated as LRAT domain containing 1. The coding region runs from base 159 to 941 and encodes 260 amino acids. The record is from RefSeq and is a predicted model, not a curated record. Lineage: Eukaryota; Metazoa; Chordata; Actinopteri; Osteoglossiformes; Osteoglossidae. The transcript is spliced from 2 exons. Gene Ontology annotation, biological process: cell morphogenesis; cell motility.